AUGUCUAUGAGAAGAUCCGGGAUACGAACUUGUCACAUACUAAAUCAUUUGGCACAAGAAAGAGGUGGUCAGGAUUAUGUCCCUUUCCAAAGUAGAGACCUUUAUAAUUGGAUUGGUGAUAAGGCAAAAUCGACUGAAACAGAAACCGACUCUGAGGGAGCAUUAGGAUAUUUGGAAUGUCUUGCAAGAAAGGAUGACCAAUUCUAUGGAAUCUACAGCAUAGACGACCAGACAAGGCUAGCAAAUCUUUUUUGGUGUGAUGGAAUUUCAAGGCGAGAUUACCAAACUUUCGGAGAUGUUUUGGCUUUUGACACGACUUACAAGACAAAUGCUUACAAGAAGCCAUUAUUGAUCCUUGUUGGUGUGAACCACCACUUUCGAACAACGGUCUUUGGACUUGCUUUACUAUGUGACGAGAGUGCCUCAACAUUUAUAUGGGUUCUACAGUGCUUCCUUGAUGCGAUGUAUAACAAACCACCUUCAGUAGUUAUCACGGAUGGUGACAAGGCAAUGCGAGAAGCCAUUAAUGUUGUAAUGCCAAAUGCGGUACACCGGUUGUGUGCUUGGCUUAUAUCAACCAAUGCCUCAAAAGCAGUCCCAAAUCCCUCUUUCAAAACAGCCAUGAAUCACCUCUUGUAUCAUUACUAUUUUCAGGAAGAAGAGUGGGAACAGGAGUGGAAAUCAGUUAUGGAGAAAUUCAUUCGCAAACAAAUGGUUGGUGUCAAAGCUCGAUGA
Cannabis sativa is the source of this 735-nucleotide messenger RNA. RefSeq names its product protein FAR1-RELATED SEQUENCE 5-like. NCBI's taxonomy places the organism in Eukaryota, Viridiplantae, Streptophyta, Magnoliopsida, Rosales, Cannabaceae. The coding region runs from base 1 to 735 and encodes 244 amino acids. The transcript has a single exon. The record is from RefSeq and is a predicted model, not a curated record.